Messenger RNA from Eremomyces bilateralis CBS 781.70, 1397 nucleotides. Its product is annotated as DUF1776-domain-containing protein. The record is from RefSeq and is a predicted model, not a curated record. Bases 135 to 1397 code for a protein of 420 amino acids. Lineage: Eukaryota; Fungi; Ascomycota; Dothideomycetes; Eremomycetales; Eremomycetaceae. The transcript has 3 exons.
ACAACUUUCCUCAAGCUACAAAACAACAAUUCCUCAAUAGCUAGACGCAUGAGACCCGUUUAUACCCCAGUAAUAAACUAUUUCCACCUAAUUCUAUAGUAUCUGCAUUAAUGUCUUAACAACCCUCGACAACCAUGACCAGCGACGACCGUCAAUUCCUCGACCUCCUCGCCCACAUCUCCGACCAGGUCGCCAAAUUCACUACCACCGCAGCCGAACACUUUGACGCCUCGGUCGACACCGCCGCCGCCUCCAUCCGCCACGCCAUCGACUCCCUCCAACCCCCUCCCCCUCCGCCACCGCCGCCGCCGCGCGUCGCGACAAGCUUCCUAACACAUGGGCCGCUGGGCCGGGUAUUUGGGCCGGUGACGCGAUGGUGUGAGCGCCAUGUGCUAGCGGCGUGGACGAUCGGGACGUUUGUGGGGGUGGGAGGGAUGGCGGCAGGGGUGCAGUGGUGGAGGUAUCAGGGGGCGCGGAGGGUGGGGAAGAUGAGAGCAAAGAGGGGGGAAAGGGGGGAGAGGGUAGAGGUGGUGGUGGUGGGAGGGGGUUGGUCGGGGUUGGUGAGGAGUGUGGCGUUGUCGUUGGAGAGGAGGGGGUAUAUUGUGUUUGUGAUGGUGGAGACGAGGGAGGAGGAGGAGGCGGUGGGGAGGGAGGGGAGGGAAGGGUUGCGGGCGAUGUGGUUCGAGCCAUCGAACGCGGAUCGCUGCUUGGAGAAUCUCAGGAGCACGCUCUCCAAGGACGCCAUCUCCUCCGACACCGCCCACAGCCGCACUCUCACCGCCGCCAUCCUCAUCCCCCCCCUCCCCACCUCCAUCACCGCUACCGAAACCCUCCCCCCCUCCACUUGGACCACCGCCCUGUCCGCCCUCCACGCCACCAUCACCACCACCCAAUCACUCAUCCCCCUCCUCCGCACCUCCCACGCUCGCCUCCUCCUCCUCACCCCCAACGCCGUCUCCGCCCUCCACCCGCCCCGCCACGCCCAGGAAAGCACCCUCCUCUCCGCCCUUGCCGGCUUCGUUGCCUCCCUCCGCCACGAGCUCGCGCACGACGGCGUCCCCGUCACGCAUCUCCGCACGGGGUCGAUCGACCACCACACGAGCGGGUCGGCAGAGGACGAUCCGGACGAUCCGCGCCGAGGGAGAGGGGAACCGGGCGCGGUAAGGAGGAAUCAGGAGGCGUUCAUGCGGAUUAAUCGGGCGGUGGUGGGUGCAUUGACGACGCGGUGGGCGGGGGGGACGGUGAGGGUGGGGAUGGGGGCGUGGGGGUAUGAUUUGGUGGAGCGGUGGGUGCCGGAGGGGGUGGUAGGGUGGAUGAUGGGGAGGAAGAGGAGGGGGAAGCGGAGGGUGGAAAGGGGGUUAUUAGAGUUUGGGGAGGGGUCGUGGCAUCAGGUGUAA